AUAAACGAAAUUAUUAAAAUUUCCAGAACAGCGCGUUAUCCAUCACUUCCGUAAACUGCCAUUCACAAUAGUAGUUGUAGUAGCUUCUUCUUUUUAAUUGUAUUGAAGUCACAAUUAGUGGUACAGCAAAUCAUGAAUGACUUUUUAGGUCUAAUACAACGAAGAAAAUAAAUAAAAAUAUAAAUAAAAGAGUUUAGGACAACAAAGUCCAUCUAAAAUCGACGCACUGUAAAUAAAAGCAAAUUAUUCAAUGAGAUAUUGACAAAUAAGUAUCACUAAGCUGAGAGUUAGUGCCCAAUAAUGCCAACAAAUAUUUACCAUGAAAGACAGACGCGUCAGCUAUGCGCACUUCAUACACUUAAUAAUCUUUUCCAAGGUGAACAGUCUUAUACGAAAGAACAAUUGGAUCAAAUAUGCAACGAUCUAAGUCCAAAUGUUUGGAUCAAUCCACAUCGAUCUCCAUUGGGUUUAGGCAAUUAUGACAUUAAUGUUAUUAUGACGGCACUACAAUUGCGAAACUGCGAAGCAGUUUGGUUUGACAAACGCAAAGACCCGUCCUGCAUCGAUUUGAAUGCAAUUGUCGGUUUCAUUCUGAACGUGCCUUCGGACUACAAAUUCGCAUUCGUCACAUUGCCACUGCAGAAACGACAUUGGAUAGCCAUACGUCGUAUCGAAGGUAAAUACUACAAUUUAGACUCGAAAUUGCGUGAACCCGAAUGCAUUGGCGGCGAGACUGAGUUAAUAACGUAUCUGCGAGCACAACUGGAAACCAACAAGCGAGAAUUGUUCGUCAUAGUUGAGAAGUCGUCAGCUGAAAGCGAACAACAAAAUUCAAUUUGGUUGAAAACUGGAACAAUAGCGAAACCGCCAAGCGACGGCAAUGGCUCCAGCCAUAUAGCGUAAAGGAAAAACGAGACAAUUUAGUGAGUUCUCUAGUCGUUUUCCGCUUAUAAAAGGUUAAGAAAAAUGCGACAGCUUCAAAUGUAAUUGGCUUUCGUGCCAUUUAAAUGUUUUCACUUACUGCUUGGACACUAUUUUCUACGUGUAAUUCUUAAGGAUAAUAUAAUUAAUCUCGAACAAACUUUUGCGGAACCCCUGAAACCAAUAAUGUACAAGUACGGAACAAAUGCGCAAUGUCAACUAUACAAAUAUUUCGUAACAUAGAAUUGAGUAAAGUAUCAUUCAAUCAACUGAAGUAAAACUCUAACUGUAUAUAUAAAUUUGUAUGUAAAAAUCUUUAUUCGAGUUCUGUAAAAAUUAUAUAUAAAAGACAUAAUUUACGAAUAUAACAAUCUAUAAAAGACAAAAGUAUAUCGUGUA
Molecule: messenger RNA, 1320 nt
Organism: Zeugodacus cucurbitae (melon fly)
Lineage: Eukaryota; Metazoa; Arthropoda; Insecta; Diptera; Tephritidae
Gene: Josd
Product: josephin-like protein
Exons: 3
Coding region: 301-903 (200 amino acids)
Biological process (GO): protein deubiquitination
Molecular function (GO): cysteine-type deubiquitinase activity
Source: RefSeq, a predicted model, not a curated record